CUCAAGAACCCUUUCUUUCCCAGCCUUGCACUCGAACCGAACUCCGUCUCCUUCACCUAUCAAGAUGAGGCUCACUUUCAUUGCUGCAGCUCUAGCGGCCACUGCCAUCGCCGCUCCUCUGCAAAGAAGACAAUGCUUCAUCGACAAGGAUGGCGUUCAGACUUGCAUAAACAACCCCACGUGCAGCACAAACGAGGACGGAGUGACGACUUGUGUGAGCAAGCGAGAAGCGGAAGACAUAAUCAAGCGACAAUGCUACAUCGAGGACGGUGUCCAGACUUGUAUCGACAACCCAACUUGUACCACGAACGAGGACGGCACUAUCUACUGUGUAUCGAAGCGAGACGAGAGCUCUUCAAAUCAAAAACGCCAAUGUAUGGUCGACGAAAAGGGCCAGCCAAUAUGCAAUACAGAGCCCCGAUGCUACACGAAUGACGAUGGCUCCGAGUCCUGCGUCCUCAAGCGUGACACAGAUGCUGCUUUGGAAAAGCGACAGUGCUGGAUCGACAAAGAAGGAAAGCAAUUCUGCAGCACCGAGCCGACGUGCUCCAUUGAUGAGGAUGGCAACAAGAUUUGCGUGUUGAAACGCGAGUCGGCUACCUCAAACCAAAAACGUCAGUGCAGGAUCACCGAGAGCGGUGAGAGUGUCUGCAACACAGUGCCCACAUGCAGCACUGACAAGGAUGGGAACGAAGUCUGUGUGCUCAGGCGGGACGUGGAGGCGGCGAUGCAGAAGCGACAAUGCUUCAUUGAUGUCAAUGGCAAGCAGUACUGUAGCACUGAGCCGACAUGUUCGAUCGAUGAGGACGGGAAUGAGAUCUGCACUUAGAAGAAAUGUCUUGCAUAUGCAAUCGGCAGCACGAGAGACAGGAAUGAAGGCACACGGAACGAAUGACGAAGACAUGGAACGAUGCAUAGUAAAAACGAUAGACCGUCAGCUUAAUAUUGUAAUUGACACGAAGGAAGCUGCUGCUCCAAGAUUAACAGAGA
Messenger RNA from Pseudocercospora fijiensis CIRAD86, 990 nucleotides. RefSeq lists its product as uncharacterized. Lineage: Eukaryota; Fungi; Ascomycota; Dothideomycetes; Mycosphaerellales; Mycosphaerellaceae. The transcript has a single exon. The record is from RefSeq and is a predicted model, not a curated record. The coding region runs from base 65 to 829 and encodes 254 amino acids.